AUGGGGAACAGUCGUCCGCCCAUUGGGGGCCUUACGGCAGGAACAACCCCGUUUCAGGGAGGUGACCUGAUGGAAGAGUCGAUUGAUCACCGGAGCUCGUGCCAAAAUAGCUGCGAUGGAUGCUCCCAGGACAGCCAACAAAGCGUCACGGUAGGCGGCGACGACUGCCAUCACCACGGCGAUAACGCCGUGUAUGUCCCCGCUGUUGACAGGAACGUCAACAACAUUUAUCCUCCCUUCCGCGAUUAUUCUGCUUAUGAUGGCCAUGGAUUGGCGGCAUCAGCCCAAGGCCCUGCUUCCCAAGGCCCUGCUUCAGCUCAAUUACCAACACUGAAUUAUCAGCCAACCAGGUCUUACUUCACCACAGAUAUGGCUGCGAGUAGGGGCUAUUUUGAUCCUAUCCGUUCGGCUAGCCGUGCGCCUAGCUUUGUCUCUAGCUAUCCGCCUACCUAUAUGCCUAGCUAUGAGCCUAGCUACUCCUUUCCGCCCGUUCCUCCUCAGUCUCCCCUUCCACCAAGGCCUCCCGUUACACCAGAUGCACCUACGUCUUCCGUUCCGCUUAGCUACGCGAACAAUGAAUUACCCCCUCGUGUCGAUAGCGAUAAUCGCACAUGCAUCCACAACGAUUGUUUCAGACGGUGGCUCGACGAGAACGAAGACUCUCCCUCCAAUAAGGAUGUUCAAUCUUACCUCGGCGACGAGUUGUCGUAUGUGUACUCCUCGGAGGAAAGCAGCUCGUGCCCCGGCAAGGAGGAAGAGGAAUGGAACUCCUCUGACGAGCUGGACUGGGAAGAGUUCCAGGACUUCUCCGCCCCCUUGUCCAAUGAGGAUACCAUUGAGACUACGACGGGGAAUGGGCACACGACAAACGAGACCUUCGAGGAUAAUGAGAACCAGGAAGAAAGCCAAAGGUUGACCGACAGCACCAAUGGCCGCAUAAACACGUCUAACGUAAGUAGGGAGUGCACCCCGUCUCAAGAGGAUGGCCAUGGUGAUAUGGUGUUCCUCUAUGCCAUUGAGAAUUCUGAUAUUGACCACGUCGAUCGACAAGGCAACACCAAUGGUCAAACGACGACGCGUCCCUCUGGCGCAUGCAAGCGCAAAUUGGAAGCAGAAGAAUCUGUAGAGGAACAUGAAGACAGUGACAGCAACAACGAGAGCCUGUGGGCGACUAAGCGGGCAUGCAUUGCCCAAACGCCCCAAGAGGAGGCCGACGGGGAUGAAGGUCGUCUUCUCGAGCCGAGUUUACAAGAUCCUGUGAAGUUCUUGGCCGGCACGAUCGACCACUCCAGCAACAGCUCUGUUCGCAACGAUGACAUGCCGAUUAUAAACAGAAGUGACCAGCAGAAUAGUGAGCAGCUAGAUUACCAGCUCGAGCUGAUCUUUAAGCUUUCUCAAAUGGGGCCAGCGAUUGCCAGCUCCGAUGCUCCCAUCUACGAUAGCAUCUACGCCACCAUUUGGGGCAUGGCGGUGGCAGCUUUACAAGCAGCCGCCAGCGAGGGACUUCUGGACCGAUUAGAGUGGUGGCGCUCGCAGGCAAAGGAGAAGGUUGAGGGCCGUGGUCCUGCGAGGGCGAAUGGAGAGGAUGGCGGCCUGGAGGUUCCCGUUGCGAAACCUACUGGCGAGGACCUUGGGGACUUCUAUUCAAGUUCGGCCUAA
This is a messenger RNA of Colletotrichum aenigma, 1659 nucleotides long. RefSeq lists its product as uncharacterized. Bases 1 to 1659 code for a protein of 552 amino acids. Lineage: Eukaryota; Fungi; Ascomycota; Sordariomycetes; Glomerellales; Glomerellaceae. The record is from RefSeq and is a predicted model, not a curated record. The transcript has 3 exons.